CCUGCUCUGCCGUCCCCUGCCGCUGGGUCGCUGAUGAUGCCGAGCGGAGCGGGGCGCUCGUACAUUUCUAUGUGCGGUUACAACCGCAGUUCGCAAGACUGAAGUCGGAUGAAACGGGAGAGGAGCCUGAAAUAUGAAGAUGGACGGUCCGAGCCGUUUCUCAUCGCUGGGACAGGUGUAACGUCGGCAGGCACGCGUGGAUUCAUCAAAGGGUCAACAUUUUAGGGCUUCACUUUGUCUGACAUUCAGCCAGCGACAGAAUGAUCGAGGAAGGCAGUAAACGAGGCAAGGCCAUGGUGGAGAAGAGGCAGCUCUUCAUGGAAAUGAGAGCUCAAAAUUUCGACGUCAUCAGACUGUCGACAUACAGGACUGCCUGCAAACUCCGGUUUGUGCAAAAGAGAUGCAACCUUCAUCUGGUGGAUGUCUGGAACAUGAUCGAAGCCUUUCGUGACAACGGGCUCAACACAUUGGACCACAACGCUGAGAUCAAUGUGUCACGGCUGGAGACCAUCCUGUCUUCCAUCUACUACCAGCUGAACAAGCGGCUGCCCACCACCCACCAGAUCAAUGUGGAGCAGUCCAUCGGGCUGCUGCUCAACUUCAUGGUGGCCACCUAUGACAGUGAAAGCCAUGGAAAGCUAACAGUUUUCUCCAUGAAAGCCAUGUUGGCAACAAUGUGUGGGGGGAAAAUUGUGGACAAACUGCGCUAUAUUUUCUCACAGAUCUCAGACUCAAGUGGAGUCAUGGUGUUUGCCAAGUUUGAUCAGUUUCUUCGAGAAGUGCUCAAACUCCCCACAGCCGUGUUUGAGGGCCCCUCAUUCGGUUACACGGAGGAAUACAUGUACGUUUGUGUUUGUCUCUAGAAGAAGAUCAUGCUGAACACAUUUUUGGAUGUGUUGAUGGCAGAUCCUCCCCCUCAGUGUCUCGUGUGGCUGCCACUCAUGCAUCGACUUGCUAAUGUUGAGAAUGUCUUCCAUCCUGUGGAAUGUUCAUAUUGCCGGAGCGAGAGCAUGAUGGGUUUCCGGUAUCGGUGCCAACAGUGCCACGGCUACCAGCUUUGUCAGAGCUGCUUCUGGCGUGGCCAUGCCAAUGGUCCCCAUAGCAACCAGCACCAGAUGAAGGAGCACUCAUCUUGGAAGUCUCCAGCCAAAAAGCUGAGCCAUGCAAUUAGUAAAUCUCUAGGCUGUGUCCCCAUUGGAGAGCCACCGCAUCCUGUGUUCCCUGAGCAGGCUGAGAGACCUCAGGAACUCACCCAUACCGUUCAGCCGAAACCAGUGGUCAACAACAUGAACGACACAAUGCUCAUGUCCUCUGGGACACCUACUCCUACCAAAAGUGUCUUGGAGAGUCCUAGCCGGUUAGAUGAGGAGCACCGCCUCAUCGCUCGCUACGCUGCCCGCUUGGCAGCCGAAGCAGGCAACUCCUCACAACAAUGUCCUCCGACAGAUCUGACUUUCAACUUUGAUGCCAAUAAGCAGCAGAGACAGCUGAUUGCAGAGCUGGAGAACAAAAACAGGGAGAUCCUCCAGGAGAUCCAGAGGCUGCGUUUGGAGCACGAACAGGCCUCUCAGCCGACACCAGAGAAAGGCCAGCAGAACCCUACGCUUCUGACUGAACUGCGACUCCUUAGGCACAGGAAGGAUGAGUUGGAGAGGCGCAUGUCAGCCCUGCAGGAGAGCAGACGAGAGCUGAUGGUGCAGCUGGAGGGGCUCAUGAGGCUGCUAAAGGAUGAGGAGCAGAAGCAGGCUUCCCAGUCUGGAGGGUCCCCUCAUUCUUCCCCCAGUCACGGUGCAGGCUGCUCCAUGCCCAUGCCCAUACGCUCCACCUCAGCUGGGUCCACCCCAACUCACACACCGCAAGACUGCCUGGCCGGAGUGGGAGGGGACGUGCUGGAAGCCUUCGCUCAGGGUGUACCUAGAAAUCUUCGGAAUGAUCUAUUAGUUGCUGCUGAUUCAAUCACAAACACCAUGUCAUCGCUGGUGAAAGAGCUCCAUUCAGUAGAUCACGGGGGAGAGGAAGAGGAGACCAAUAUGAGGAACGGUGGGGACAGAGGCACGUUGAGGGUACAGAAGCACUGAGAGAAGAACGCCACCAUCCCAUCUUGUGAGGACAUACAGUCAUCAACUGGAAAGAAUCAGCAACAACAACAACAACAACAGCUCCCUCUGGCAUUAGCACGUAGAGUAAUGCAUGCUGUAAUCUAACAGGAUUUCACUAUGUGAAAAAAAGUUUCUUCACACCUUGCAGGUAGCAAGAUGUGUCUAAUUAGCGAGUGUGUAUGUUGUGCUGUAAACAAAAACUGUAAUUACCCAAUAAUUUUCCUCAUGACUGCUCAAGAACGUCUUGCUGUGCUCCCCCCCCCCCACAUGUUCCAUAGCAGCAGAUCAUUCUGUAUAUUAAAUACUGUAAACACAUGACCAUGGGAACACCCCGACAUGCAGGUGAUCUCCUGUAAAAUGUUCCGUCAUUGCUUUUGUAUGAUUAGUGCUUUUGUUUUGUUUUUUGCAUGAAGUUGCACUCAUGUCUAAAUUUAGGUGCGGUACCAUGCAAUGCCAGUGCUUUGUGGGUUUACGAUGACAGCUGAGGUGUCAGAAGUGUCCUGCCUUGGAAAUUAUGUAGGGCGUGUUUACUUGUGCAUCCAUAUUCUGAUCUUCUAACAGGUAAAACUUGUAAAAGCAGUGGGCCGUUAACAAUAGACAGGGCAUGCUCCGGUGGAAAUGCAUUUAUUCCCUUUGUUACUAAGAUUGAGAUGAGAAGAUUUGGAACCAGUGUUGUAGCACUGUCCAGGACUCAGACUCAAGUCCCACUGACCGCAUUCGGACUUGCAAGUUGCUAAGGACUGACUUUUUUUUUUAAUGUUCGUUAUAAGGUCGUAAUAAUUUGGCAGGUUAUUUAUUGGCAAGCAAUAUAAUGAUGCAAUACACUGUUAGGAAAUUUGGAAUAUGAAAUGGUGAUGGCUGUGUGUCUCUUGUGUUUAAUGUUGACCUUGAUGACUCUAGCUUGGGUAACGGCUACUCAACUCGGGUUAUUCGAACACUGGGGACUUGAGACUCGACUUGGACUCGAGGUUUAGUGACUCAACUACAACACUGGCUGGAGCAUCUAAUCUAAGUCUCAACAAGAAAACAAAUUUACCACAUGCUGAACAAGCUCUCACCAGGAUAGCAAGGAAAUUAACAGUAAUACUACUUAUAUGCUCUUGUGUCCUGCAUUAUCCAUUACUGCAGUAUAAAGUUGCAAAUAUACAGCUUAUACCCAUUUUGACCAGGGAAAUAUGAGCUGGACUCCAGAAUAUUGUGCACAUGUAAACAUACUGAGUCACAUACUAUACUGCUGCUACUGUGCGCUCAGUGAGCCACCCAUGGAAAUAAGAGGGCUGAGCAGUUAGGAGAAACCUAUACUCCAAAUGCAGUAAUAUGUUGUUGCAGAGUCUCAUUGUUUCGUCCCACCGGAAACAUAACUGAACCACCUGAAGGGCAUCGUAACACUCAAUGCAGCAUAGUGCCUCCUUCCGUAAUACACUGGCUAGCUGGUAGCCUCAGUGUUUAUUGAUUAAGUUGUAGGGAAGCACCUCAGGAUGUUUAAUAGUAAUGAAUUAGACACUGAAUUUUAGUUGUGAGUUACAAAAUGAACACUGUAUGUGAGGAUGUAAGGUAGUUUUAAGCAAGUAGGUGAUGCUUAGAUAGUUUUAGUUAAUUGAUAAAAGAAUACUGACAAUGUUUAUGUGCAAUGAAGACAGGUGCUCAGGGACUGAAGAGCUACUCUAGGUGAAAUGUGGUGGUAUAGUAAUGUCUUUUAAAGCUAGAAAUCAUUUGCCACAGACAGAGAACUUAAAUGUUGUUAGGGUUUCACUCCAAAAUAUGCAUCUACUGUUAUUCACAAAUUAGUCCAGCAGUUCAUUUUAUUCGUAUUUAAUUUGUCAAUCUGUCUCAUUUUGGAAUGAAUCACUAAAGGAAAAUAACAGCAAGUGAUUAAAAGGUGGGUAGAAAUUGUGGAUUAUAAUAAGGAGAGGUUUUUCUUAAGUGCUAUUUGGUGAAGCGUGUUAUUGGCUAUAGUUUGUGUGAUUUUGUCUUUCACUGAAAAGCAAAACAAUUUGUUACAAAGGUAGCUGCCAACCAGAAAGGAUGUUGAACAGAGAUCACAUCUGUGUUACCUUUACAUUUCCCCCUCUGGUUCAGUGUUAUCUGUCCUUCAGGGUAACCAUUAAUCUCAAAUUAAAAUGGAAUGUCUGAUUCUUAGUAAAUGCAAUGUAAUGAAUAGCAGAGCAAAUGUUCAGUCUUUCAGAGGGGGGGUGAUUGGCGAAGUCUGACUGAACUAAACCACAGCGAGUGUGAACUUUUUGUUUCCAGAUGUGUACAGUGAACCUAUUCUAUAAGCUAAGUAAAAGGUUUCAGCAACCUGUUACACUGUGUCAAGAAACAGAACAAAAUGAGGCUCCUCUGUUAUUGUCAUUCUAAGUGUGAUGUUUCAUUCAGUUCUCCGUUCUGCUCUGUGUUAUUAUUACUGUUCUCAAUCUGGUUUACAGCAUUAGUGGAGUAUAGUUAUUGUAAAGAGUUUGUCAAAACGCAGAUUCAUGUGCACACUCACACUUAUAUAGCCGCCCAAAGCCAGUGCAACAACAUGAGUACCACAAUUUAAAAUUCUGUGACCACUGAUCUCAGUGUAUUCAUAUAAAACUGUCCAAAAAUGAUUACGCUACAGAGGUAAAAACUUGGGAAGUUACUGUCUUCCCCUUCAUUCUGGCCACAUGUUUAAAUGCAAAACAUUUUGUUCUUUCAGUUUGUGCCUGUAGUUGUUCUGUGAAGUACUGUAUAAAAUAACCAUUCUGCAAAUAAGAUGAUCUAUCAGCCUUUAUGUCAAACUUUUAGUCUGUGACUUUGUAGAGAUUUUAUUUAUUUAUUUAAUGUGCUCUGGGGGAAACUUAUGUUUAGCCUUUAUAUUUGUGCCAAACUGUUUGCAGACAUUGUGUGUCAUACAAAUUACAGGUAUAUAUCUAAAUAUAUCUGCAUUAAUAUGUUGUUGUUGCCCAUUGUUUAUUCACAGAAUGUCUGGAGACGCUCACAUUUAAUGGAUUUCACUGCAGGAAUCUGCUGGGGAAAACUCACAUUUAAUAGUUAAUCAAGAUUUAAAAAAAAACAAAACAAACAUUCCAAAUCUACCAAGAGAUCAUCGCCGGUGUCUCGAGGUAAUACAAAUACAACACAGCCAGUCAGACAGAAGUGAUGCUGUUUGCAGAGACAGUGCGUGAAGAGGACGGCCUCAAAGGCUCCCCUGACAUUUGUCAGUGUUUGUAUUCUGUAUGGUUACGUUUCUGGUACACACUUGUUUCUCAUGUUGAUUUUACAAAACAUAGUUUUAUGUCACAAAGCCACUUUUGUAAAUAAAUCAAAUGUGAGAUAUAUUAAAAACAUUUAAAAUAC
Monopterus albus (swamp eel) is the source of this 5420-nucleotide messenger RNA. It is a transcript of the gene dtnbb, whose product is annotated as dystrobrevin, beta b. NCBI's taxonomy places the organism in Eukaryota, Metazoa, Chordata, Actinopteri, Synbranchiformes, Synbranchidae. The record is from RefSeq and is a predicted model, not a curated record. Gene Ontology annotation, molecular function: zinc ion binding. Gene Ontology annotation, cellular component: plasma membrane; synapse. Gene Ontology annotation, biological process: synaptic signaling. The transcript is spliced from 20 exons.